AGAAACCUCGGUGAGUCAGUGGGGAUGGAAGGUGAUCUAGUUAAGAAAGCCUUAUCGCUAGCCAUGGCAGCUCAAUCCAAGCAUGAUCGACCUUACCAAUCCGAGAAGUACUCGGAUUACACUAUCAUCGCCUUCCAUGGGUCGGGUACUACUGUCGAAGACUGGUUCUCUGGCAAACCUUUUGGAGAGACAUCCGUUGGUCUGAAAAAGCUCUUCCCUUGUCUGAAAAGUAUUGGAAACGAUGAAAUUGCCCUUGUUAAUGGCAAAUUCUUACAGCAAUUCCAGAAUCUUUUAAAACCAGAAGCUCUAAAACAAGAAUUUCGACUAAGCGACGCGCCACCACUGGAACAUCUUUUAAAAGACUCGAGACUCAGUGACGAGCUGGGUCGAGCUGUGAGAGAAAGGAGGAAAGUAGUAUUUACAGGAUAUUCAUCUGGAGGUCCCAUCGCCAUCUUGGCCGCCAUUUUGUUUCUGCAACAGAAUCGCAUUCCUGCUUUAUGCGUGACAUUUGGGUCUCCCCUCGUUGGCAAUCAGAUCUUUGGCCAUGCUAUGCGGCGAGAAAACUGGGCACAGCACUUUGUUCAUUUCGUCAUGAGAUAUGACAUCAUUCCACGGGUCUUACUCGCCCCUCUUUCCUCCAUUAAAGGAGAAAUGCAGACCAUUCUUCCUUGUUUCGACCGAAGCAAGCUGGAAUCCAAGGCAAGAUCUCAGGAAGCAUCGUCUUUCUUCUGUGAUGUAAUGAGAAAUUCAUUGUCUGUUGCAAGCCACACAGCUUGCUCAUUCAUGGGGUGCACCAACUCGUUACUGCAAACAGUUACUAGCUUCGUUGAGCUCAGCCCUUAUAGACCUUUCGGAACCUACGUGUUCUGUACCGGAGAAGGAAAAAUGAUCACCCUUAAGAACCCAGAUGCCAUUCUCCAAUUAUUGUUCUAUAGUCUUCAAUUGGGCAAAGGGGAGACAGUUCCAGAUGUUGCUUGUAAAAGCAUCACGGACCAUCUAGGAUACCAGACCGAAUUCAAAGACAACCUGUGGAAGGAAGAUGUGGUUGAUCUAGAUCAUCUUUGUCUGCAACUUUCCCUAUCCACGGGAGGUGCUAGUAGCAGUGAGAUGAAAUCAAUUGAAACGGCAAUCAAACAGCUCGGCCUGAGCACAAGAGCCAUGUUGUGCCUCAUUGCAGCUAAAGAGUGGGAGAAGCAAAAACAGAGAAACCAAGAAAAGAUAGAUGAAAAUCGGGACAAGAUUGAAGUAGCCCUGAGGAAGCUUCAAGAAUAUAAGGUCAGAGGUGAGAUGCACAAGAUUGGUUACUACGAUGCCUUCAAGGUGCAGAAAGGAGCAGAGGACUUCGAUACCAAUGUAAAAAGGCUGGAGCUAGCAGGGAUGUGGGAUGAAAUCAUUGAUAAGCUGAAAAGGUAUGAAUUGCCUGAUGAGUUCGAAUGCAGGGAGGAUUGGGUAGAGUUGGGAACCAGGUUCAGGCGCCUCAUGGAGCCUCUAGACAUAGCCAAUUACUAUCGACACUUCAAGGAUGAAGAUACUGGACCUUAUAUGAAACCAGAGGAGGGUAGGCAGCCAAGACCAAAGCGUUAUAGAUACACACAGAGAUGGCUAGAACAUGCUAAAGGGAAGCCAGCAGGUUACUUCUUAGAAUCUUGUUUCUGGGCUGCGGUGGAAGACCUCCAUAUUCGUAUUCAUUCAAGCAAUCAGAAAGAGAAUCGUGAUGUUGCCUUUGAAAAGGUGAAAGACAGGGUACUAAAGCUUGAAGAAAAUGUGUUACAGUGGGUUCAGGAUGGGCAACUAAGAGAUGUGUUCUUCGAGAAGUCCACCUUUGUCAAGUGGUGGUCGGAACUCCCAGAGGAGCACUGCAGAAAGUCUCGAAUCGCCACACUCAUGGGAGGACAUGGAAAAGAAUUUCCAUUUGAUUAUGAAAUGAUAUAAAAGCUCUAUUCGAAUUUUGGAAGUAAAGUUCUCAGCAGUAUUCCAUAUGUAAUGAGUGCUCAUUCUAUUUCUGUC
Molecule: messenger RNA, 2007 nt
Organism: Telopea speciosissima
Lineage: Eukaryota; Viridiplantae; Streptophyta; Magnoliopsida; Proteales; Proteaceae
Product: protein EDS1-like
Exons: 3
Coding region: 25-1932 (635 amino acids)
Biological process (GO): lipid metabolic process; defense response
Source: RefSeq, a predicted model, not a curated record